Molecule: messenger RNA, 2243 nt
Organism: Corticium candelabrum
Lineage: Eukaryota; Metazoa; Porifera; Homoscleromorpha; Homosclerophorida; Plakinidae
Exons: 8
Coding region: 134-2086 (650 amino acids)
Biological process (GO): cell-cell adhesion
Molecular function (GO): protein binding
Source: RefSeq, a predicted model, not a curated record
CGCGGUAUUUGCAUGUGUACCUUUGACUCUGCCUUAUCUCGGUAUUAGACUGCGUCAUCUGCUCCGGUGUGGACGCGGUACUGAGCGUCUGAAGUAGAACAUCUACAACACGAAUUAGACCACACGAUCAAAGAUGCUUCUUGUUGUGCUGUUUGUGCAAGCAAUUCUGGUUACGAUUUUUUACGGUUGUGAAGGUGCUGUUAAUGUACAAGUUCCAUCAGAAGUUGCUGAGAAGGGGUCAGCCACUUUAUUGUGCAUCACCGAUGAGACUGUGAUUCGAUGGACGAAAGGACCGAGUCAGACUGUAAUAGAUAGUGGCAGGCUUAGACUCCGUAGUGAAAGCAAGGAGUUGGAUAUUCUCAAAGUACAAAAAUCAGACGAAGGCACCUACUAUUGUCACACCAGGAACACAAAUGGCAUCAGACAUAGUCACCAUGGUAGAAUGGUUGUGAUUGUUCCACCGACUGUUCGUGCACACGGUGCGUUUGCACUUGAAGGCAAGAGUGUCACUCUUCGCUGCACUGGAUCUAACUUUUUUACUGUUUUGUGGAAGUUUAAUGGUGUGGAGUUGCAUGGAAAGUCGACUUCUAGAUACUCAUUUGAUGGUGACAGUGGAGAGAGUCUGACGAUAUUGAAUGUGACAAAGGCAGAUAAUGGAACGUACAAUUGUUCGGCCUCAAACAACCUAUUCACUGUAUUUGCACUUGCAAAUCUUAGUGUCCAUGAUCCUCCCACCAUUGUUUCUCCUCCAGUCAAUCUUUCAGCUCGACUGAAUCUCGCAGCUCUGAGUACAGACGAUGCAAUGAAGAGUUCAUCAGAUUCUGAGAUAGUUGUACUCUCGAGUAAUGUCACUCUAUUGUGUGCAUCAAGUCAAGGACAAGUCGAGUGGAGAAAGUAUCAGCGUAUCAUUGACUUGUCGGUUAAUCCCAGAAUAUCACAACUCGGCAGUGGAGCAAUCUUGAUUUCGAAUGUGGAAUACAACGACAGUGGAGUGUAUGAGUGCUUGAUGACUGAUGGUAGUGACACCGUUGUGGCUCGUCGGGAAAUCUCGUUAACAGUUGAAGGACCUCCUGCAGCUCCAAUAAUUGAUCGUGUCGUGGUUGUCAAUCAGUCUUACGUACAUGUGGAGUGGUCAACACCCUUGCGUGCUGGCCGGUCGCCUGUUAGGUGCAAAGUUGGUGUUAAGUGCGGCAACCAAUCAGAGUGGAGAAAUACAUCUCUUCCAGUGUUGCAACGUUCUGCAACUGUGGAUUGUGAAGGUGCAUCGGAGUUGUGCUAUGUUGUCGUAGUGACAGUGAAUAAUCACGGAGAAGGGGAGUCUGAUAUUCGACAGCUACACAUGGACAUGGGCAAUACAAACUAUCCAAGCACACAAUAUGAAGCAAGCAGCUGGAAGAUCACUCAUGAUGAUGCAUCAACAGCCAAGACUCUUGUAAAUAUUGAUAUCAAUAAGAGUGAAAAAUUGCAUGCUGCCAAAUCAGUAGACAUUGGGCCUGUCGUUGGACUGUCUCUGGCAAUUGGUUUGAUUAUGUCCGGAGUGAUUGUAGUGGUGGCCAUUGUUUAUGUCAGAAGAAAGAAGGGUGAUAGAACAGCAAUGAGACACACUGGUGAUCAUGAUGCUGUCGUGGUAGACAACAGUCAACAAAGAGAAAUAUCUAAUCUUACUUCUCAAACCGAGUCAAUCCCACCUCAAACUGACUGCACAGACUCAAACAGUGCUUCAUCAGACACAUAUACUGCAAACUGUUCAUACACAUCAGGAACAACAUCAUCUAGUGCAGACCCUACGUACAGUGAGUUGGUGACUUGUGGCCCAAGCCAAACGACCACAAAAACUGUUCAUAAGUAUGAAAACGUGAGUCUAAAAGAGGGUGUCUACUCAAACUUGUCUCAGAUUGGCAUACUUCGCAACACUGCAAGAGAUGACAAACUGGCGUUGUGUAGUAUGGAUGUUGAUCUUUCAUCAAGCGAUCGGUCACCAUGUCGUCCUGUGUUGAUUGCUCGAGACACAUAUGGGGCUCGGUCAGCUAGUGAGAUUUGCUACCUCAAGGCAGGAGAGGACGUGCACCAGGCAGAAAGUCACUGAGUGAUGGUUGUAGGAUGCUAUGUAUUCAACAUAAUAUGUAUGGAGGACGUAGUGGGAUGCAUGAAGUACACUACUUAUUGGUCGUUUAGAUUUGAAUGGUUGGUAUGCUUAACUAACUACGGCAGUUUGUUAUAAGUAAACUGUUUUACAUUGUUGA